UGUAAUGGCACGGUACAUGAACAAUGAUUUAGAGUACAUUGUUGAGGACUAUCACGACAUGGGUGAAUUCCAUGAUGAGCUUGAGAUGAAUGGCCAGAAAAGGGAAGGCCGAGAUGCUGACCUUGUGGAAGAUGAGGACCCGACAAAGCAAAAGAAUGACACUUCAGCCUCCGAGUACAGAAAGGGGAAGGAUAUUCAAGGAAUAGCAUGGGAAAGAUUGAAUCAUUCCAGGGAGAAGUACCGUGAAAUAAGGUUGAAGCUGUACAAAAACUAUCGGAACCUUCCAAGAACCCGAGAUGAAUUAGAAAAGGAAUGCAAGCAAGUGGAGAGGUCAUGCACUUUUUAUGAUUUUCAGUUCAACACGAGGCUUGUCAAGUCGACUAUCGUGCAUUUUCAGGUACCAAUCUUCUCCUGCAGUUCCUUUCCAAGAUUCUCAUUUGAUAGUUUGUCAAGUAAUAUUGAAGUGUCAAUCAUAGUCCAUCAUUUGGGUCUUGAUUAGGUGCACAAAAUUUCACUAGUUGGCCAGCCAUCUUUGGUGUCUCAUAGCUCAGUGAUAAUCAAUUGGGACUUUCUAUAAUGCACUAUAUAAUAUAACUUUUAGUAAAUUUUGUGCUUUUUAAUUUGUUCAGCUGUUUCUAUUUUUAGCUGAACUUUAUUUUUCCUUUUGAUGGGCGAGUUUUAACAAUUCUAGUGCACCUUUAGAAUAUCAAUUAAAUAUUGCAUAUAUAGUGCAAUGCCAUGCCAACUCACCAAAGUGGAAUUGUUGCAAUUGAAUUAAAAUUGAAGCUCUUUCCUUGCAUAAACGAUGUUCAUAUUUAUGGCCCCACUGGAGAUACCUGCAUACCUUGCAGUUCGUAAACUUAGUAAAAUUGGGCUUGGAAGGCUUGAUUUAUAGCCUUAAAUGUGUACUAUUGUUGAUAUGCCAGCAUCAAUAUUUUAUUAUUUGUUGAGUCUUAAUAGUUUUGCAGGUUGUCAAUACUUGUUAAUUAGUAUGUGGAAUUAUAGUUCGACUAACUAGCUCUGUGACCCUAAUGAAGCAUUUACAUCAUCAGGCAUCAUUUUUUCUAGGAAGGUAAGGUAUUUCUUUAAUGUGAAAAAGUUGGCAUUGAGUACUUCAGUAUUUAGCAGAUAGUCAUGUUCUUUUUACUUACGCUCUAUUUGCUGAAGAUAGGUUCAUUCACCCUUAGUCGAUUUGCUAAUUUUGCUUUAUUGUAUUUGAAAUUGCCUGCUCUACUAACUUUUUAAUUUUUAGCAGUUGGAAUCUGGAGAGGAAUGCUAUAACAUCAUUUAUGAAACAGAUGUGCUUGCAUAAUAUGGGUGACAAAUUUCUUACAAAGAUCUCCAUAGCACUAUAGCACUAUUUGAAGUAAAAUUGCCUUGCAUAUCAUGCUUGGGUCUUUUCUACAAUUUCCUCGCAUUCUCUACUUGUUUGAUAUAGGAAUUGCGCUAUUCAGACACUUAAAAAAAAAAGAAGAAAAGUCAAGGUUUUAGCAAGUUGUUUGUGAUGCAUUUGACUAAGAGUUGAAGAUUGUGUUUUUUCUAAUCUCAUGAUUUUUGUACCGAGUUUGUCGCAUCAUACAGUUCAGUCCACAAGUUCAAUAGGUUGAAUUGUCAGUAUGCUGUAAUUUGUAUUUGUUUUCUCUUUUAUAGCAUUUUUUCCCUCAUAAUUGUUGAGCGGCAACAAAUUAAUGCAUUCUCUAGCAGCUGCUGUCACAUACCAGGCUGGUUAAACUCAGUCCCAUCUAAUUCUUACUAAUCUAUUAAUUGCUUUGCUGCAGCAGUCAUUUUUAACAUUGAUAUUUCCCAGUUUCUUACACUUUACUAUUUGUAGAUAAUGUGAGCUUAAGAGUCCGAGAUUUGCCGGAUUUCUAGUUGUUACUGCUUGUGGACUGUAUGCUUGGCUAACUUAUUCACCGGUUGCAGGCUUUUGCCUUGAUGGAUGUGUAAUCCUUCCUGCAGUAAUUUAUUGUUAUGCCUUGCACAAUGUUAGGGAGAUCGCAUCUUUUUUCAUGAACUUUUAGUUAUAUGAUGCUGUGAUUAACCCCUCUGAUAAUUAGGAUUGGACUGCCAUAUAAUAUUUUUUGUCAGGAAAUAAAAGCAGGGAGGAAGUGCUUUCUGAGCAGCCAGCGCUAUAAGGGGAACUUUUUCAUAUGCUGAGGAAUCUACUGUGGGCAACAUCAAAACAUGAUGUCUACACGGUGCAAAACUACUCGGUCAUGCACUGGUCAUCACUGCUUCGAAGGGGCAAAGAAGUCCUAAACGUAGCUGGACAAAUUGUACCUGCUAAGAAGCACCGUGGUUCCUCAGCUCACUCACUAUCGAGGGUACUGAUAAGUACCUUGGUUGUAAAGGACAACUUAAUGGCGGCUGGUGGUUUUCAAGGCGAGCUUAUUUGCAAGUACUUGAAUCAGUCAGGAGUGUUUUUCUGUACAAAGAUAACUAAUGGUGCCAAUGCCAUCACCAACACAGUAGAUAUUUAUCAAUCUUCUAAUGGCUCCACCCGAGUGAUGACUGCUAACAAUGACUGCUGCGUGAGGGUGUUUGACAUCGAGAAAUUCAUGCUUCUUAAUCGUCUGCCUUUCUCGUGGUCCAUUAAUAAUACUUCUGUCAGCCCGGAUGGCAAACUUCUUGCAGUUCUUGGGGACAGCACUGACUGUCUCCUAGCAGAUUCUCAAUCUGGAAAGGUGAUUGGAGAUCUUAAAGGUCAUUCAGACUACUCGUUCGCAUCGGCUUGGCACCCUAAUGGUCGCAUCCUGGCCACUGGGAAUCAAGACAAGACAUGCCGUCUGUGGGAUGUGAGGAAGCUUUCUCAGUCCUUCGCUGUGCUCAAAGGGAGGAUGGGAGCAGUACGUGGCAUCAAGUUCUCAGCAGACGGAAGGUUCAUGGCAAUGGCGGAGCCAGCGGAUUUCGUUCACAUAUACGACACUAGGGCUGAUUAUGGCCAUGCUCAGGAGAUUGAUUUGUUCGGGGAGAUCGCUGGUAUAACGUUCAGCCCAGACACUGAGGCACUCUUUGUAGGUAUAGCAGACCGCACUUAUGGGAGCUUACUAGAGUUCAGGAGGCGGCGCCGGUUCCAUUACCUGGAUUCCUUGCUCUGAUGACGGUCUGGAUGCAGGGGGGGGCGUUGAUGGUUUCUUUGGUUUGAUGCUUUGUACAUAACCACAUUGGAUCGGGGUCCUGGAAACGAUGCCUUGAAGAGGAGAAGUUUCAUGGGUAAUGAAGGCGGCUGGGUAACGUGCCAAAUGCAAUUAGAAACUAGCGGAAUUCCUCCACCCUUAUUAUUAUUUUUUUUUCGCAGUAUCUGUAUGGAAGUGCUUCAUGGGUUUUUUUUUUCGAGUGCUGCAGCGUUAAUGCUUACGUUAGAUAUUGCAGCUGUGUGAGUGGUGAGAUAAUAUAGGUGACAAAGUAUUCCACCAGUCUAUAUUAAUUUACUAAAUUUCAGAAGCUGAUGGUUUUAGA
This is a messenger RNA of Phoenix dactylifera (date palm), 3459 nucleotides long. The record is from RefSeq and is a predicted model, not a curated record. Lineage: Eukaryota; Viridiplantae; Streptophyta; Magnoliopsida; Arecales; Arecaceae.